AUGAAGCUUAAUAUUCCUACUAAUGCUACAUGGAAGCAGAACGGAGUGACUAUUGCUGGAGGUCACGGACAAGGGGAUGCUACUAAUCAACCGUGCACCCCUCAUGGCCUCUUCGUUGAUGAUGAUCAAACAGUGGUUAUUGCUGACUACGGGAAUCAUCGUAUCAUGCAAUGGAAGAACGGUGAUACAACGAAUGGACAACGUGUCGCUGGUGAUAAAGACGAAGGAAAUGGAUUACAUCAAUUGGGUUAUCCAACUGAUGUAUUAAUUGACAAAGAGACCGAUAGUCUCAUUAUUUGUGAUCGAGGGAAUCAACGAGUUGUACGAUGGCCUCGUCGUAGUGGUACAACACAAGGUGAAAUACUCAUCGACAACAUCGAAUGUUAUGGAUUAGCAAUGGAUGAACAGAGACAUCUCUACGUCUCUGACUACAGAAAGCAUGAAGUAAGACGAUAUCAAUUGGGUGAGAAGAAUGGCACUCUCGUAGCUGGUGGUAAUGAUGAAGGUGGUGGUCCUAAUCAACUCGACGAGCCGGGAUAUCUCUUUGUCGAUAGACAACAGAAUGUCUACGUGUCAGACCACUGGAACCGUCGUGUAAUGAAAUGGCCUAAAGGUGCAAAAGAAGGUAUUGUGGUCGCUGGAGAUAAUGACCAACGGAGUGCUCCGACACAAUUGUCUUUUCCUAAUGGAAUCUUCGUUGAUACGUUGGGUACACUCUAUGUAGCAGACUCAAGGAGUGAUCGUGUAAUGCGUUGGACUCAAGGAGCAAAAGAUGGCACUGUAAUUGUGGGUGGAAAUGGUCGAGGAGAAGAAGCAAAUCAGCUCAGCAACCCCGAUGGUUUGUCUUUCGAUCGACAUGGUAACCUCUAUGUCGCCGAUUGUGGUAAUAAUCGUGUUCAACGAUUUUCUAUCGAAUAA
Molecule: messenger RNA, 918 nt
Organism: Rotaria socialis
Lineage: Eukaryota; Metazoa; Rotifera; Eurotatoria; Philodinida; Philodinidae
Source: the annotation of a GenBank genome assembly